Odobenus rosmarus divergens (Pacific walrus) is the source of this 3458-nucleotide messenger RNA. It is a transcript of the gene DUSP16, whose product is annotated as dual specificity phosphatase 16. Gene Ontology annotation, molecular function: MAP kinase tyrosine/serine/threonine phosphatase activity; protein tyrosine/threonine phosphatase activity. Gene Ontology annotation, cellular component: nucleus; cytoplasm. The coding region runs from base 526 to 2526 and encodes 666 amino acids. Gene Ontology annotation, biological process: protein dephosphorylation; negative regulation of MAPK cascade. The record is from RefSeq and is a predicted model, not a curated record. The transcript has 7 exons. NCBI's taxonomy places the organism in Eukaryota, Metazoa, Chordata, Mammalia, Carnivora, Odobenidae.
CUUUGAUAUAUUUUUUCUUUUAUCCUCAGAACAAGAUAUGAGUUAUCCUUCUUAACAGAUGAGGAAACUAAGACCUUAGUCUAAGUAAUUUAUACAGAUCCCAAAGCAAGUAAGAAGUGGUGCUGGACUUGGAGCCGAGAUCUUCUGAUUCAUUUUCAGGAUUUUUAGUCCAGUGUAAAGCUGUUGGAGCGAGGAGCAAAGGUAAAGAAUGAUGUAAUGCACUGGCUGUCCCAAAGCAUCUUUUGUUGUGGAAUGGUUAUUCCAGUCAUCUCUUUAUGAAUCAGAUGUGAGGGGCUGCUUUGUGGAAGGAGUCCUUUGCAAGAACACAUCAACGGGGAAAGAGAAAGGGACAUUCACUUGGAGGGCUCUUGCUGAAAAUGGGUUUAACUCUCCUUUUGCCAGUCACCACCAGCCUGACCUCAUACAUUUUUAGUACAAUGGAGUGGCUGAGCCUUUGAGUACACCACCAUUACAUCAUCGUGGCAAAUUAAAGAAGGAGGUGGGAAAAGAAGACUUAUUGUUGUCAUGGCCCAUGAGAUGAUUGGAACUCAAAUUGUUACUGAGAGGUUGGUGGCUCUGCUGGAAAGUGGAACGGAGAAAGUGCUGCUAAUUGAUAGCCGGCCAUUUGUGGAAUACAAUACAUCCCACAUUUUAGAAGCCAUUAAUAUCAACUGCUCCAAGCUUAUGAAGCGAAGGUUGCAACAGGACAAAGUGUUAAUUACAGAACUCAUCCAGCAUUCGGCAAAACAUAAGGUUGAUAUCGAUUGCAGUCAAAAGGUUGUAGUUUACGAUCAAAGCUCCCAAGAUGUUGCCUCUCUGUCUUCAGACUGUUUUCUCACUGUACUUCUGGGUAAACUGGAGAAGAGCUUCAGCUCCGUUCACCUGCUUGCAGGUGGGUUUGCAGAGUUCUCCCGUUGUUUCCCUGGCCUCUGUGAAGGAAAAUCUGCUCUAGUCCCUACCUGCAUUUCUCAGCCUUGCCUACCUGUUGCCAACAUCGGGCCAACCCGAAUUCUUCCCAAUCUUUAUCUUGGCUGCCAGCGAGAUGUCCUUAACAAGGAGCUGAUGCAACAGAAUGGGAUUGGUUAUGUGUUAAAUGCCAGCAAUACCUGUCCUAAGCCCGACUUUAUCCCCGAGUCUCACUUCCUGCGAGUGCCUGUGAAUGACAGCUUUUGUGAGAAGAUUUUGCCAUGGUUGGACAAAUCAGUGGAUUUCAUUGAGAAAGCCAAGGCCUCCAACGGGCGUGUCCUGGUGCACUGCUUAGCGGGCAUCUCUCGCUCAGCCACCAUCGCCAUCGCCUACAUCAUGAAGAGGAUGGACAUGUCCUUAGACGAAGCUUACAGAUUUGUGAAAGAAAAAAGGCCUACCAUCUCUCCAAACUUCAAUUUUCUGGGCCAACUCCUGGACUACGAGAAGAAGAUUAAGAACCCGACUGGUGCAUCAGGGCCAAAGAGCAAACUCAAGCUGCUGCACCUGGAGAAGCCAAACGAACCUGGCCCCGUGGUCUCCGAGGGUGGACAGAAGAGUGCGAUGUGCCUCGGUCCACCCUGGGCCAACUCUGCUACCUCAGAGGCGGCAGGGCAAGGGCCCGCGCCCCCGGCCAGCGUGCCCAGCGCGCCCAGCACGCAGCCCUCGCUGGUGGAGGACGGGCCGCUGGUCCAGGCGCUCAGCGGGCUCCACCUGCCCUCAGGCAAGCUCGAAGACAGCAGUAAGCUCAAGCGCUCCUUCUCUCUGGACAUCAAAUCCGUCUCGUACUCAGGCAGCGUGGCGGCCUCCUUGCAUGGUUUCUCCUCCUCAGAAGACACUCUGGAAUACUACAAACCUUCCACAACUCUGGAGGGGACCAGCAAGCUCUGCCAGUUCUCCCCGGUUGAGGAAGUAUCGGAGCAGAGCCCGGAAAGCAGCCCAGGUAAGGAGGAAGCCAACCUCCCCAAGAAGCCUCAGCCAGCCAGGCCUUCCGAUGGCCAGGGCAAGCGAGUGCACUCAGUUCGACCCGGCGUCAGCGGGACCGGCCCACGGCCCCUCUGCUCGCCGCUGCACCGGAGCGGGAGCGUGGAGGACAACUGCCAUCCCAGCUUCUUUCUUGGCCUGGCCACCAGCCAGCAACCCCUCGCCAAGUCUGCUGCCGGCCUGGGCCUCAAGGGCUGGCACUCGGAUAUCUUGGCUCCCCAGACCUCCGCCCCUUCCUUGACCAACAGUUGGUAUUUUGCCACGGAGCCCUCUCACUUCUACUCGGCCUCGGCCGUCUACGGGGGCAGCGCCAGCUACUCGGCCUACAGCUGCAGCCAGCUGCCCACCUGCGGCGACCAGGGCUACUCCGUGCGCAGGCGGCAGAAGCCAAGUGACCGAGCCGACUCCCGGCGGAGCUGGCACGAAGAGAGCCCCUUCGAAAAGCAGUUCAAACGCAGAAGCUGCCAGAUGGAAUUUGGCGAGAGCAUCAUGUCGGAGAACAGGUCGCGGGAAGAACUGGGCAAAGUGGGCAGCCAGUCCAGCUUUUCAGGCAGCAUGGAAAUCAUUGAGGUCUCCUGAGAAGGAAGACACUUGGGACUUCUAUGGACAAUAUUUCUCUUGUUCAGAAAAAAAAAAAAAUUCCCUGUAAAUCUGAAAUAUAUAUAUGUAUAUACAUAUAUAUUUUUGGAAAAAGGAGCUAUGGUGUAAAAGCAAAAGAUGGAUCAACACAGCUGUUCUCUCACCGUCUGCACUUGAGAGAUCAGCUACUCUUUCUCAACAAGAGUGGAAGGGCAGAUGCUAGAUUUCCUCCUAGACAGAUGAAAAAUUGUACACAGCGCAUUGCACAUCCUCUCGUUCUUACUGAAUCCAGUUUGAUUUGGUGUUGGAGGACAAAAUACCCUCCCGUUUUCGUGUUGUGCUACAGGAGAUCUCGAGUACUAGUCUCUGUCCGGCCCCUUCCGUAGUGCACCUUAGCGCUGAGACUGAGCCAGCUCGUGGGUUGGGCGGGUAGACCCCAUCAGGGACAGAACCUCAUGGUAAACGCAAGAGAAACGAUCCCAUCCAAAGCGGAUUCGCACCUCCAGGCUCACGUGGCAGCCGAGCACUGCGAGCCGCAUUCUGCUGCACAGACCGUUAGGGGCCUUGCCAAGGUCAACUUCAGAGCAAACCCAGUACCUCAGACUGAAAGUCGGGGCUUUCACCACUACCAAGUCUGGUAGCCUGUCUUCUAGGCAUUGUGAAUAGGUAGGUAGCUAAUCACACUUUGCAGACCAAUUCAGACCAUCUCUGCACAAAUUUCCAGGUGGGCCUGGAUGGAGGUAGUUUUUUCUUCUCAGCUUGAUGAAGAGAAGGGAAACCAUCUAGGAGUCAAUUGGACGGCCAGAGAUCUGGCCGCAAGAUGAUUUAAGGUGGGUCGGGAGGCUAAACAAAUCUGUCUACCUCCCUCCACGUAAAUCAAAGAAUUGUUUCAAAUGGGCUUGUUAAUCCUUUAAAUAAAGAUGAACUUGGUU